CUCGCCCCGGCCACGGCGCCGCCCUGCUCGCCGGCCCCGCUCCUUCGGGGCAGACGGACUGACGGCCAGCACCGCCCGCUCCGGGAUGGGCUCACGCACGGGAGUGAAAAUUGGUUUUUAAUAAUAACAAUGACAAUAAUGGCUCCUAAUGGGAAUUUUUGAAGUAUGCAAAGAUGGGAAGGUGAUGCAGGCAAAAUGCGAAUUAGCAACGAAGGCUGUGAAUGCUACGGGCUUCCUCUUGCCUAUUAAACAUCGGGAUCACCAGGUCCUUGGGAAGGGAAUGAAAAGAACGUCGAAGCAGUAUUCUGAAGUCUCAGGAAGCUGGCACAGUUAAAUGUUCAUGGCCCAUGAGAAAGUCAUAUAAGAAACCAUGGCACUCCCUUUUCAAAAAGAGCUGGAGAAAUACAAGAACAUUGAUGAAGAUGAGCUUCUUGGCAAACUCUCAGAAGAGGAACUGAAACAGUUGGAAAAUGUUCUUGAUGACCUAGAUCCCGAGAGUGCACUGCUGCCAGCUGGAUUUCGACAGAAAGACCAGACGCAGAAAGCAGCCACGGGCCCGUUUGACCGCGAGCACCUCCUCAUGUACCUGGAGAAGGAGGCUUUGGAACAGAAAGACAGGGAAGACUUUGUGCCCUUCACCGGAGAAAAGAAAGGGAGAGUCUUUAUCCCCAAAGAAAAGCCCAUAGAAACUCGUAAAGAAGAAAAGGUGACCCUGGACCCAGAACUGGAAGAAGCUUUGGCCAGCGCCUCCGACACUGAACUCUAUGAUCUUGCAGCUGUUCUUGGAGUACACAAUUUGCUCAACAAUCCCAAGUUUGAUGAAGAAACGACCAACACGAAAGGCGGCAAAGGGCCUGUGAGAAAUGUGGUCAAAGGUGAAAAAGUCAAGCCAGUAUUUGAGGAACCACCAAAUCCCACAAAUGUGGAAGUAAGUCUACAGCAGAUGAAAGCCAAUGAUCCCAGCUUGCAAGAAGUCAACCUCAACAAUAUUAAGAACAUUCCAAUUCCAACCCUGAAGGAAUUUGCAAAGGCUCUGGAGACCAACACUCACGUGAAAAAGUUCAGUCUGGCCGCAACCCGCAGCAAUGACCCUGUGGCAAUUGCCUUUGCAGAUAUGCUAAAAGUAAACAAGACCUUGAAAAGUCUAAACAUAGAAUCCAAUUUCAUCACUGGUGCUGGGAUCCUGGCCCUUGUAGAGGCACUAAAGGAAAAUGACACCUUGAUCGAGAUCAAGAUCGACAACCAGAGACAGCAGUUGGGAACAGCCGUGGAGAUGGAAAUUGCCCAGAUGCUGGAGGAGAAUUCCAGGAUCCUCAAGUUUGGAUAUCAGUUUACCAAGCAAGGACCACGAACAAGAGUGGCAGCUGCCAUCACAAAGAAUAAUGACCUGGUUCGUAAAAAGCGAGUUGAAGGUGACCGAAGGUAAACUUCCACAAAAAGAGGUGAAGUUUCCCCACGGCAGCACUUUAAAAACAGAAGUUCUUCUCCUUCUUCAUUGGGACCAUUUUAUCAAAGGUUGUUCAUUUCCAUUAACCAAGCAACUAGUAAUUUAAUUGUUAUUCUUUUUUAGUACUACAUAUUUGUCUUGGAUUUUUUAACAUAUGCAACAUAUGUUUUAUUUGCCCCUGGACAUCUCUGGCGACUUGCACUAAUGGAUUUAUGCAGAUCUUAGUCAGUGACAGCAAUCAAAAAUGAUUUAACCAUUUUCAUACUGGGUUGUCUUGCUUUCUUAUGUGAACUUUUUUUUUAACCAUUGAAGGGAACUUAAUAUAUAAAUGUGUUUGUAACUGUGAUUAAGAUAGAGGCCUACCUCUGUUUACAUGCAUAGCUUUGAGUUAGGCUAAAUACAUCAGAAGUGUUCCUCUGACCACAUAAGAUAAGUUAGUAUUGCCAAUCUUUCACUGAGUGAGAAAAUGUGACCAGGUUAGCACAAAUUCUCCCUUAGUUCCAGAAAAGUCACUAAAUGCAAAUGCCCUGCUGGUUGAAGAUCAGUGGUGUCAUCCUCGUAAAAAGAAGACAGCGUUAUGAUACAUAAACACAGCUUUAGCAAAUAAGUAUGAAAUAUUUAUUCACCCACAAAUAUAGCUUUAAGCCAGACUCACGGGUAGCAAAAUGAAUUAGCUACUUUUACUGAUUAUUCCACAUACAUUCAAUCUUUAACAUCACUCUAUGGAUAACAUUUUACAAAACUGUUUUAAAGUUUUCCAGCCAUGAUGGGAAAUUUUUAAAUUUUAGUCAGAGGAAAGCUUUUCAAAUAGUACAUUCCUAAAUAAAACAGUAAUAAUCGCACCUUAAGGUUAUCUACUACACACGAUUACAUUAUUUUGGCAGAUUUUAGAAGCAUUUAUUGCUUUGUCUUUAGGGCAACAAGAUCACAGGAUGAAAUAUAAAUGUUUGUGUAGAUUUUGUCCACAUGGCAAGAUCCAUCCAGAUAUUUGCAAACAUCAGGGAAAAAAUGUGAAUUAUUAUUUAUCCAGAGUUUGUUAUCUCAAGGACAAAGCCUGUGAAAGUACAACUGAGAUGACUGCCUGAUAGAUGUUUCAUCCAGCAGCCAAUAGUGUGAUGUUAAGCUAAGGAAAUAUGUGACUGCAGCCUUUGGCACCCGCUCUUUGAUAACUGUCAGUGCCUGAGGCUAGAAUUAAUGGCCCUCUGAUACUGCCUUAGGCUCCUCUCCCUCCUCUUCCCCCUCCUUUCCUUCCAAUUCAUUGUCUUUCUUCUCUGUAAUUCUGAGCCUUGUAAAGGUGAUGUCCUUUGUCUUGAUGACACCUGGGGCUAAAGGAGUUGCUGAGUCAGGCAGAACAUGGGCCCAAUGAAGAAUUCACUAAGUAAUUGAGUGUUCCUGAGUUGCUUGAUAGCAAUAAAACAAAUAAAUGGGAAAACAACUCAUACAUUAUUCUAGUUAGUUUAUAAAACACACAGAAACUGGAGAGAAAGUCCUUUCAUUAGCCACAAAAUUCUGUUGGGUUUUUCCAUAAUAUCUUUUCUACCAACUUUUUUGACCUUUGAACAAACUUUUUGACCAACCCAAUAAAAUUAGAUAUUUACUUGUAAGUGCCCACAUCUCUAGCUCUAAAAUCUUUUGAAAAAAGAAAACAA
Messenger RNA from Cervus elaphus (red deer), 3096 nucleotides. It is a transcript of the gene TMOD2, whose product is annotated as tropomodulin 2. The transcript is spliced from 11 exons. Gene Ontology annotation, biological process: muscle contraction; myofibril assembly; pointed-end actin filament capping. NCBI's taxonomy places the organism in Eukaryota, Metazoa, Chordata, Mammalia, Artiodactyla, Cervidae. Gene Ontology annotation, cellular component: striated muscle thin filament; myofibril. The record is from RefSeq and is a predicted model, not a curated record. Gene Ontology annotation, molecular function: tropomyosin binding. Bases 371 to 1426 code for a protein of 351 amino acids.